GGAGAGCGACGACAACAACGUCCCCGAGACUCACGUCCUGGCGAUUGCUAGCCAUGUGACAUCUGGCUAUGUCGGCAACACCAUGGCCACCUUCUGCAUGCAGACCUUGGGCUGCGAAGUCUCGGCCAUUCACACCGUAAACUACAGCAACCACGUCGGCUACAAACAAUUCACCGGCCGCGCCUCCACCCCCACCGAAGUCGCCUCCCUCUACACCGGCCUCCAAAACACCCACCUCGACACCUUCUCCAUGCUCCUAACCGGCUACAGCCCCUCGGCGUCCCUCGUGCACGAAAUCGGGCGCAUCGGCCGCUCCUGCCGUCUCCGCUCCAACACGCGCCCGGGUUCCUUUUUCUGGAUCCUCGACCCCGUCAUGGGGGACAAUGGGAGGAUUUAUGUCGCGGAGGAUACGGUUCCGGCGUAUAAGAGUUUGUUGAAGGAUGCGGAUUGUGUUUUGCCGAAUCAGUUCGAGGCGGAGUUGUUGAGUGGGGUGAGGAUUGGGGAUUGGGAGGGGUUGAGGGGGGCGGUGGAGGGGUUGCAUGGGGGAUAUCAGCUUGCGCAUGUUGUUGUUACGAGCGUGAAGUUGCCCCGUGAGGGAGAAGGGGGGGAGGAGGAGGAGGGGAUGUUGUGGGUUAUCGGAUCGAGUGCCACGAAAGAGGGCAAGGCGAGGAUGUUUCGGAUUCAAGUCCCCGCGCUGCCGGUAUUUUUUAGUGGCACGGGGGACAUGUUCGCUGCGUUACUGACUGCAAGGCUGAGAGAGGCUGCGAGUCAGGCGGGGGUUUUGGGGGAGAAGAGUUGGAGGAGUCCGGAUGAGGUUGUGGCGGAGGAGUUGCCGCUUGCGAAGGCGAUGGAGAAGGUGUUGGCGAGUAUGCAGGCUGUGUUGAAGGAUACGGCGAGGCAUUAUAAUGAGGUGCUGCGAAGUUUGGAGGAGGGGGAGCCGUUGAAUGAGGGGAAGGGCGAGGAGGCGGGGAAGGAGGAGGACGUGAGUCGGCAUUUGAAGUUGACGAGGGCGGCGGAGGUGAGGGUUGUGAGGAAUGCGAGGGCGUUGAGGGAGCCG
Molecule: messenger RNA, 1057 nt
Organism: Zymoseptoria tritici IPO323
Lineage: Eukaryota; Fungi; Ascomycota; Dothideomycetes; Mycosphaerellales; Mycosphaerellaceae
Exons: 4
Biological process (GO): pyridoxal 5'-phosphate salvage
Cellular component (GO): cytosol
Molecular function (GO): pyridoxal kinase activity
Source: RefSeq, a predicted model, not a curated record